Messenger RNA from Pecten maximus, 5436 nucleotides. RefSeq names its product zinc finger CCCH domain-containing protein 4-like. Gene Ontology annotation, cellular component: nucleus. Gene Ontology annotation, biological process: negative regulation of DNA-templated transcription. Gene Ontology annotation, molecular function: metal ion binding; RNA binding. The record is from RefSeq and is a predicted model, not a curated record. Lineage: Eukaryota; Metazoa; Mollusca; Bivalvia; Pectinida; Pectinidae.
AUCGGCGAUCACGUGACCGAAUGUAAAUUACGUCGCCAUUUUGUUCGCAGUAGGAAUGGCUAGUGAGCAAUGUACUUGGGGAAUUCUUGCAAAAAAUGGACGAUAGUUGGACCUGUAUAUUUCACACAAACCGAUCAGAUCAAAGCUCAAGUUGAAAAGGCUUCAGUGACAUGCUCUUUUACGGGGAGUAAAGACUUUUGUGAUGACUGUGAUAAAAUAAACUGACAAUGGAAUUGGCUGAAGAAGUUACUGAAAAUGAUCAGUAUGGAGAAAAUGAUACACAGCCAUUGAAUUCUGCAGGAGAAGAAGACAAUUAUUUUGAGGAAGAUUACAGAUCUGAAAGGAGACGCAAAAAGAGUUUUAGUGACCCUGAUGAAAAGUGUAACGUAGAGGAACAAGAUGGAGAUGUGAAUUCUGAUUACAAUAAUAAAGUAUUAAAACGGAGGCGGUCAGGGGGAGAUAAUUCUGAUGGAGAUAGUGACCACAGACACCAUUCUCGACAUCGUUCAGUUGAUCAGGAUAGGGAUCGUGGAAAUCAUCGCAGACGACACCACAGAUCACGUAGGAAGGAUCGAGAGAGGUCCCGUCACUCGCGUCGUAACAACAAUUCACGCAGCAGUCAGGAGCUAGAGGCCGAGUUAGAAGAUGGCGAGUUAGAGGACGGAGAGUUAGAUGAUGAUGAUAACAAUGAUUACCAAGAAAACAUCACCCCAACCAAACCCUCUCCCCCAAAACUUGAUAGGAAGGAGAGUAGCGAAAAGUCUUCACCAAAGAAACAUCCACCAGGCCAAACUGAAGAUGAUAACCAAGAGGAGGUAGCUUACCCGGAGAAUGCUGUGGAAGGCGAAGGUGUAGAAGAAGGUAAUAUUGAAGAUAUAGAAAGGUCACGACCUCAAAGGGAUGAUCACGAUAGUAAAAGACGCCGAAAAGAAAAGCGUGACAAAGACAAACGAAGAAAGCAACAAAAAGAAGAAAAGAAAAAGAAGAAGCGAAGAGAGUACCAUGACUUUGACAAAGUGGAAGAAGAUUACGACCAAGCCUGGGGCACUGGCAUAGACAAACACUCCAACAAUCCGCCAAACUCUCGAGGCUCUCGAGGCAGCUACGAACGCAGCCCACCCGCACCCUAUGAAGAUAAUUUUGAAGAUCAGGGACAGUAUGAGAGACCAUACAACAGCCCCCCAGGGCACUACGACAGCCCCUACGAUAGUCCUCCUGGUCCCUAUGACAGCCCCUCCUAUGAUGAGGACUCCGAAGGAGAAAUAUAUGAGUCAGGAAACCACGUUAAGCCCCGGCGAACCAUGAUGAGUAUGGUGGAGGGAGAUUAUGUUGAUGCCAAUGUUGUCAUUGACGAAGGGGAGAACAUCUACAAGCAUCAGAACAUGUCCAAUAAGAAAGUGAAGCAAAUGAAACAAAUGAAAAGGAAGAUGGACCGCCAACAGCAGGGAGACCAACCACCGAAGAAAAAACCUCUACUACUCACGCCUAUGAAUGAACGUCCUAUCUGUAAAUUCUUCAAGGAAGGGAAAUGUUCAAAGGGGAAUGAUUGUCCAUUCAACCAUGACUAUCGACCACCAAAAAAGAUGGAUCUGUGCAAGUUUUACCUGAAUUCUCAGUGUUCCAAGGGAGACAACUGUAUAUUCAUGCAUGGUGAAUUCCCCUGUAAGUUUUUCCACACUGGAGCAAACUGUUACAGCGGUGACAACUGUAAGUUCUCGCACGACCCACUUACAGACGAAACAGCACCUCUUGUCGAUAAGUUUUACCAGGACUUUUCAAACAGGGAUGAAGAAACCUACGGGGAUGGCCAGAGAAUGGGUCCCCCUCGACCAAGUCUCCUAGGAUCACCACCACGCCACAUGGCAGAGCAGCAGUCUGAACGAGUUAAGAAGAUUCCAUCAAUAUUUGACAUCAAAGUAUACCCACCAGGCCAAAGUCCAAAGAAACCACCACUUAACGAUGGCCCACCGAACGCACAUCCUCCUCAAAUGUGUGGGCCUCCUUCCAGGCCCAGUGGAUUCUAUACAGACAUGAAUCAGCCUCCCCCAAUGCAGGGACCACCCAUGCCACGCCAGCAAGGCCCACAAAUGCCCGGGCCCAACCAACAAGGCCCACCAAUGUCUGGGCCCCACCAACAAGGCCCACCAAUGUCUGGGCCCCACCAACAAGGCCCACCAAUGUCUGGGCCCCACCAGCAGGGUCCUCUGAUGUCUGGGCCCCACCAGCAGGGUCCUCCGAUGUCUGGGCCCCGCCAGCAGGGUCCUCCGAUGCCCAGGCCCCAUCAACCGGGCCCACCUAUGGCAGGACCUCGCUCACAUGGACCGCCAAUGUCUGGUCCCCACAUGCAGGGCCCAGGAAUGCCUCCAAUGCAGGGCCCACCUAUGCCUGGACCUCGUAUGCAGGGCCCACCUAUGCCGAACCCACCUGUUUCUUCUGCAGCUAUGAAUCCAGCGGUGGCAUUGGUUGGUGCACUUUUACGACAGGCUGCCCCUCAGGUUCUCCGACAAAACACGGGACCGUCUGGACCACAAAACAUGAGACCACCCGGACCCCAGAAUAUGGGGCCUCCAGGGACCCCAGAACAUAGCACCACCAGGGCCAAUGCAAAACAUGCCUCCACCAUUCCAGGGAACCCAGUUUCUACCAACCAGCCAUCGGAAAGCAAGGAUGGAGAGGAUCCCUCUGACAAUGGAGUGGACAAGAAAGCGGAGGAUAUUGGUCGGAAUACAAAUGACUGCGAGAAAACAGAACAAUCAGAUCCCGAGGCAGACAAGGCUGGAACAGAGGAAGCAGCUGCUGAAGAUGAGUCCAACGAAAAGAAAUUAUCUACACUUGGAUUAAAUAUAGACACACUCACUCACCUUCCCGCUAAACAACGUGAGCUCUUUCUCCGCAUACAAAACCAGCAGGGAGAUGGGCUGAAGGACACGCAAACAGAUGAAGAGAAAGUAGAAAAAGUUCAAGAUGAGAAAUUGGACGAUGACAACUGGUACUCUAGUGAUGAAGAGGAUGUACCAUCUGCCAAACCCAAGCUCACAGACAUUCUCAAAAACCUCUCACAAAAGCCGACGCCAGAAAGUCCUCAGACACCUGGGCCCACCAAUUUCUCGCAGUCGUCUGCACUGGACAUCAUGCAGAUGAUUAACAGUAUUCGCAAGGCCAACAAUACUUCUGUCGGCACUCCAGAUAUACCAGCCAACAGUAAUCCUCCAAUCUUCCCUAAAGAUACUGCUGCUCAGGUCAUUAACAAGGCUCCUGUGACCAUGCCAGACCCGGUCAUCAUUAAUUCAUCCGAAGGCGACAUUCCAUACAAACUCCGAGUAAUCACAGUCGACAAGUCACAACAGACCAGACCACCUCAUGGAAUGGACGUACAUAAUGUACAGUACAAGAAUGAUCCACGUAUGAAAAAGUUCAUUGAUUAUUUGGAGUCGCAGGCUCCGAAAGUGGUCAAGCCCUGUGAAGCCUAUUGGCUCCCUAGGGACAGAGACAGUUGAGGGUAACUUGACCCACGCACAGGACAACCUGUCGACCGGCGUAUUGAUCCUCGAGUUAAAACUCGUUCGGAUGCAGCAGUAGAAGGAGCUCGACCAGUCGACCCUCGUCUACAGGGAUCUGACAGUCCAUCUACACACUCAAAUAUUCCACCACAACUACAGCGUCCUCCAUCCAACCCACUACUCCCCACACUAAAUAUAGGCAUGAAUCCACGCCCAGAUAGUGGCACUCAGAAACCACUCGAUCCUAGGAUGUCGCGGCAAAUGAGUCGGGAUGGUAACACAUCAGGUGGCCUGCCACAAAGACCAGUCGACCCAAGAAUAGGUCAACCAGAUCCUCGAAUGGGUCCACAAGAUCCCAGAAUGGGUCCGCAAGAUCCACGAAUGGGUCCCCAAGAUCCACGAAUGGGUCCACAAGAUCCACGAAAGGGUCCCCAAGAUCCACGAAGUGGUCCUCAAGAUUCACGUAUGGGUCCACAAGAUCCUAGAAUGGGACCACAAGAUCCCAGACUGGGUCCACAAGAUCCUAGAAUGGGACCACAAGAUCCCAGAAUGGGUCCACAAGAUCCACGCAUGGGUCCACAAGAUCCACGAAGUGGUCCUCAAGAUUCACGUAUGGGUCCACAAGAUCCACGAAUGGGUCCCCAAGAUCCACGAAGUGGACCUCAAGAUUCACGUAUGGGUCCACCAGAUCCUAGAAUGGGACCACAAGAUCCCAGAAUGGGUCCACAAGAUCCACGAAGUGGGCCUCAAGAUUCACGUAUGGGUCCACAGGAUCCCAGAAUGGGACCACAAGAUCCCAGAAUGGGUCCACAAGAUCCAAGAAUGGGACCACAAGAUCCCAGAAUGGGUCCACAAGAUCCACGAAGUGGUCCUCAAGAUCCACGGAUGGGUCCACAAGAUCCACGUAUGGGUCCCCAAGAUCCACGAGUGGGUCCACAAGAUCCACGUGGAGGGCUGAAAGAUCCAAGAGCAAAUUCAGACCCCAGGAGAUUUCCACAUGAUCCUCGUUCAACUACAGAUAUGGAGCCUCAAAGACAGAUUGAUCCCCGCUCAUUACAGAGACAGGGCUCAAUAGGGGCUGACCCCAGGAAGCCUCUGGCACUAGACCCCCGGCGUCCCCCACCAGGCGAUAUGCCAAGUGUGCAAUCUAGUAGUGACUCAGAAAACAAGAAAACGGAAGAAUUAGACACACCUAAGCCAAAGCUAGAUUAUAGAAAUGAUCCGAGAUUUAAACGUAAACCUGCCAGUGAAUCUGUGGGUCACAAGAGAUACACAGGGCAGCGCAAAAGUAGCAUGGACUACAGUUCGCCCCUAGGGCUGGACAGUGAGGAUAAAGGGACCUACAACAGUUACCAACGACCUGACAGUGCUAAACACAAAACAGAGAGUAGACCAUUGGUGAAGGGUAAACUCGACCCUCGAACUAACAAGCCUGAUGGCUCUUCUCCUAAUGUAGAUUCCAGCCCCCUGCCCCCUCCGCCCCCUGAUGGGGAUAUUGGCAUGCCUGUUGCCCUAGAGCUUCCCCCUUUUGUGACCCCUAAUGCAUUAGAACCUCAAAUGAAGGAUUUCUUUAAGACAAUGGAUCCCACAGCCUCACCGUUCUGCUGAUCAGAGGUCUAUAUUGAUCAAAUGUGUUCUUCACUUACUUAACAUACAGUGUAUACCCAACUCCUCGACAGACUAGUGGCUCAGUGUCGUCUUGAGGUGCAAUCAUGAAAUCAAAUUGCUUAUUUCCAAUACAGUCGAGAAUCAUGACCAUUGAAAUUGUCUAGGUUUGAUAAUGAUGUAGGGUAGGAUGAUUUGUUAGGGAAGUGUUGCUGGCAGCUCGAUAACAUUACCACAUCAGUGUCAAAUGGUAUAGGAGGACAGACAUCUGUAGGAAGGUGAUUUAUUAUUGUUGUAGGAAAUUAAAUAUCAAGUUAAUUUGUUGUUUAAA